Molecule: messenger RNA, 3752 nt
Organism: Stylophora pistillata
Lineage: Eukaryota; Metazoa; Cnidaria; Anthozoa; Scleractinia; Pocilloporidae
Product: protein HID1
Cellular component (GO): membrane; Golgi medial cisterna; Golgi trans cisterna
Source: RefSeq, a predicted model, not a curated record
CAGUUGACAGAGGCUGCGCACCGUCUCCUUUCUGAACAGUGUACAAAGAAGAGAGAGAACAGUUAGUUGUUAGAAUGGGAGGUACAGACAGUAAACUAAAUUUUAGGAAAGCCGUCGUCCAGCUGACAACAAAAAAGACGGCUGUUGAAGCGACAGAUGACACCUUUUGGGAUCAGUUUUGGUCUGAGUCGUCGGCAACUAUCAGUGACGUGUUUACUUUGAUUCCUGCCUCGGAAAUCAGAGCUUUACGAGACGAGAAUCCCUCAAAUUUGGCGACGCUAUGCUAUAAGUGUGUUGAGAAGCUUCAUAAUGCCACUUUGACGGGUUGUUCUAACCCUUCAGAACAACUUUCAAUCCUGAACUGUGUGCGCCUGUUGACACGGUUUGUACCCUACAUUUUUGAGGAUCCAGAUUGGAGAGGUUUCUUUUGGUCCACAGUUCCAGGACAGGAAGAGGAAAGUUUUCAUGGGGGUGAAGAGACUGCAGAGGCAAGAUCCCCUCUUGCUCAAACACUUCUCAGUGCUGUUGCGGACCUGUGUUUCUGUCCAGAGUUUACUGUUCAUCCUCCGAAAAAAACUGGCCCAGAUCAACCUGAGGAUUUGUCUUCAAUUGAUAGCUGUGAAUAUAUAUGGGAAGCUGGUGUUGGAUUUGCAUCAUCCCCUCCGGGUAAUCCACAGUUUGACUGCAGCAGAACUGAGCUUCUUAAAUUGCUGUUGACUUGUUUUUCAGAAGCAAUGUACCUUCCUCCCACAGCUGAAAAUCACAGUAGACCAAAUAAAUGGCUGUCAUUUUUUUCAUCUGCUGGGAAUAGACAUGCUCUUCCAAUAUUCACAUCCCUGUUAAAUCUUGUGUGCUCCUAUGACCCCCUUGGAUACGGAGUGCCGUAUAACCACCUUAUGUUUGCUGAUUACCGUGAACCUCUGGUGGAGGUUGCUGCUCAAUUGCUUGUAGUCCUUUUGGAUCAUGACUCAAUGCAGCCAACCCCAACUACGAUGAAUGGAACUGAUGCAGAACACUCUUUUGAGGAACCUCCAGUUGAUAACCUUUUUUGUAAUUAUUUGUCUCGAAUACACAGAGAGGAGGACUUUUACUUUAUUCUCCAUGGUGUUGCAAAUCUGCUUAAUAACCCUCUUAUUCAAACGUAUCUUCCAAAUUCUUGCAAGAAAGUUAGUUUCCAUCAAGAACUACUAGUUUUAUUUUGGAAGAUGUGUGACCAAAACAAGAAAUUUUUGUUCUACGUGCUGAAGAGCAGUGAUGUGCUGGAUAUCUUGGUUCCAAUUCUUUUUCACUUGAAUGAUGCAAGGUCUGACCAGUCUCGACUAGGUUUGAUGCACAUAGGAGUGUUCAUAUUGCUGCUUUUAAGUGGAGAAAGAAAUUUUGGUGUCCGACUCAAUAAGCCAUACUCUGUUAGAGUACCCAUGGACAUUCCUGUGUUUACAGGGACCCAUGCUGAUUUUCUUGUCAUUGUGUUCCAUAAAAUCAUUACAAAUGGACACCAAAGACUUCAACCUCUGUUUGAUUGUCUCUUGACAAUUAUUGUCAACGGAAACUCUCAUCUUGUAUAUGCAAUCAUAAGGAAGAGAAAUAUCUUUCACCAGUUGGCAAACCUUCCAACUGAUCCUGCUACUGUUCAGAAGCCAAGAAGGAGACUUGCCUCCCAAGGUUCAGAUAAGGAUGCGCAGGCCUCAGGCAGUGAAGGAGAAGAAAAGAGGCCUGGAACGAGUACUUCGGCAGCCGAGAGUUUGCCAGAGAUGUCUGCCGAUAUGUCUGUGAAAGAAGUUCGCAAUCCUGCCAGUGAAUCAGAAACCAGUGAUGUAGAAGCACGGUCCCCUGGGGAAGCAACCCCACCCAGUACCCCUGGUACAUCCCGCAUAGAGAGAAAAGCUAUUGGACGAUCUGCUUCCGUCACAAGCUCAGGAUCAUUUGUAGCAACGCCUGAAUGGGUCCAGUCUUGGAAACAGAAGCUACCACUUCAGACAAUAAUGAGAAUGCUUCAAGUUCUGGUACCUCAAGUGGAAAAGAUUUGCAUAGACAAAGGUUUGACGGAUGAAUCUGAGAUUAUCAAGUUUCUUCAGCAUGGCACAUUAGUCGGUCUCCUACCCGUGCCACACCCAAUCUUAAUCAGAAAAUACCAGGCUAACAGUGGUACUCAGAUGUGGUUCCGAACUUAUAUGUGGGGAAUUAUUUACCUCAGGAACAUUGAUCCCCCAAUCUGGUAUGAUACGGAUGUCAAACUGUUUGAAAUCCAAAGAGUAUAACAUUUUGGUGCGUCUGAGAAGGGUGCGGAGAAGAAAGCGUUAGACUUCUCACAGAUGACAUGAAGCAAACGAUGAAUCAGUUGCGUUUAGAAUUAUGGUUUUGUCAUUUUUCAUCAAAAAAGAAGUAAUAUUUGAAGUCGCAAGCUGUCAAACAUAACUUUAUUCUAUGCCCCAUUCACACCAAAGCUUGAACACGUUUUAAAAGAUGUUUUGCUGGUGUGAAUCGGGUAUUAGUUACAUUAAAGGACAUUUUUGUUCGUGUUUGACUUCCCACUCAAGGGGAAACUUGGACUUGUUGAGUCCAUAGAGAUACUUAAAGUACCUAAUAUUUACAUUCUUAAAAUGAGGAAAUAAUGUUGAUGAGAUAAUUUGCAGAUAUGCCGAUGUAAAUUUUUCGUAGUCAGAUUUAAGGUACUACUUCGUGCAAGAGAGAAUGCCGUGUUAAGGCAGAGCCUAUUCUAGGAUCAAACAAGCAAUUAUUAUGCGUAAGUCACCGAUGUGUGAACGGCGAUCUUUAUUUACAGAGUCAAUGCCCAGCAUCAGAUCCUUGUGCAGUUUCCCUCUCGUACUUGACCCGGUUUUUCAAAGGUAUAUGUCAACAAAAGGCACUUUGCUAUCCACCGCAUAGAGAUUUAUCCACUAGAUAGCAUUACCCAUCCUUCGAACAACCGGAGCCAGUAAUAUUGAACGUGUGCCGAGCGCUUUAAAUUUCCGCGAAUUACGCGCGUGCAUCACGCCGUUCACACACACAAACGUGCAAACAUGCGUGGAGCAAAAUACGCGCAAAAGCCCAGGGAAUGCUAAAUGCUUUGAAAUCUUUACUGCUGAGUCAUUUCAUUGAAGGGAACAUUUGUAAAUAUAUGGAGUAAAGCUCCAAACCAUAGGUCCCUCUGCAUUAACAUGGAAAUAAGGUCUGUAGGAAUAGGAAAAAAAAUUUGCACUUUUUAAACCAGUUCACAACUUGAGUGUGUAGUCACCCUACAACCCCCCCUCCCCCCUCCCCCAAAGGUGGUCACGCCCUUUAAGUUUGAUCGGUUUGCUUCUCUUUGAAACCCUUUCGUUUCCAACAUGAUUGUCCUUGAUGGCCGCCAUACAUUUCCGUUUCCAAGAUUUUUUUUCUUACAUUUCCAUUAAGACUGUGUCUACUCGAUGAAAAAUUUCCUUCUCGUCUCGUCUGCUUGACACAUCAAUUAUUUUCGCGUUCAAGGGGUCCGUAAGAUAUAUAUAAUAAUCUGUACAUAAUGGAUUUUAAAUCAUGGGUUUUCGUGUAAGGAAUCGCUGUCAGAGUAGUCGAAAUCUGCAGCAGGUUAUCUGUAGGUUGAAUUUGUUAGCCCAUAAGUUAUUUAAGAGGAGAAAAGAUCACACACUUAAAAAAUUGAAAUUGUAUCAAAUUAUGUUCAGAAUCACAUCUUGAGCAUUUCCUGGUUCUUUCAAUCUGUUAGAGUACAUACUAGUAGCAGAGAGAACGUAAUUCAAUAAAUACGAGGAAAUGUC